Molecule: messenger RNA, 3468 nt
Organism: Cryptomeria japonica (Japanese cedar)
Lineage: Eukaryota; Viridiplantae; Streptophyta; Pinopsida; Cupressales; Cupressaceae
Product: SCY1-like protein 2 B
Exons: 14
Coding region: 199-3000 (933 amino acids)
Biological process (GO): protein phosphorylation
Molecular function (GO): ATP binding; protein kinase activity
Source: RefSeq, a predicted model, not a curated record
AUUCAACUGCCGAGGGAAUCGACUCGUUUUUCUCUUUAAUUUCUUAUAAUCUCCGGUUAAGUAAAAUAUAUUUGACCGCGACUUAAAAUCGAAACAAAAACCAGGUAUAAUUUUUCCACCCGUACGAUUUGGUGGAUUCUGCUCCAAAACCAGAUCAACUAUGCUCGUGCGGAUCUGCAGGUAACGCGAUCGAAUCCCAUGGCGCUCAAUAUGAAAACCCUGACGCAGGCCCUGGCGAAAACCGCUGCGGAAAUACAGAAAACAGUGCAAACCACAGUACAGGAUGUAACAGGACCCAAGGCACUUCAAGAUUACGAGCUACAUGAUCAAGUCGGAUCAGGCGGGCCAGGAUUAGCAUGGAGGCUUUAUAUGGCUCGGCCGAGAAACAAAGGGACAGCGCAGGCUCAGUAUCCUCAAGUCUGCGUGUGGCUUUUGGACAAGAAGGCCCUUUCGGAGGCGCGGCAGAAGGUAGGCCUUUCGAAGGCCAUGGAAGAUGCGUUUCUGGACAUAAUUAGAGCAGAUGCGGCCAAGCUUGUUAGGCUACGGCACCCUGGUGUGGUUCAUGUCAUUCAAGGUUUGGACGAGAGCAAAGGAGCUAUGGCCAUGGUUACCGAGCCUAUUUUUGCGUCCGUGGCCAAUACGCUUGGUAGGUUUGAUAAUGUCGCAAAGGUGCCCAAGGAGCUCAAGGGAUUGGAGAUGGGACAAUUGGAAAUAAAGCAUGGUUUGCUACAAUUAACAGAAUCGCUGGGAUUUCUUCACAACAAUGCACGGAUGAUUCAUCGUGCCAUAUCACCAGAGGCAAUUUUUAUCACUUAUAGUGGAGCCUGGAAGUUGGGUGGCUUUGGCUUUGCUGUUGCCACAGAUCAGGUUUCAGGAGAUACAAAUGUUGCUCAGCCUUUUCAUUACCCAGAAUAUGAUGUUGAGGAUGUUGUAGUACCACUCACGCCUUCCUUAAACUACACUGCUCCUGAGCUGGUUCGCAGUAAGAUGUCAAAUGCUAGCUGUUCUUCAGAUGUAUUUAGUCUUGGAUGUCUUGCAUACCACUUGAUCGCACGAAGACCUCUCUUGGACUGUAACAACAAUGCUCGAACGUAUGCAAGCAAGAUAACUUACUUGUCACACGAGAACUUUUCAAACAUUCCUCCAGAACUCUUACAUGAUCUACAGCGAAUGCUUAGUGCAGACGAAUUAUCAAGACCGAGUGCUUUGGAUUUCACAGGUUCUUCCUUUUUUCGGGAUGAUACAAGAUUACGUGCUCUCCGCUUCCUUGAUCAUAUGCUUGAAAGAGAUAACAUGCAGAAGUCGGAGUUUUUAAGGGCAUUGUCCGGGAUGUGGAAGGAAUUUGAUUCUCGUGUGCUUAGAUAUAAGGUUCUUCCACCCCUCUGUGCAGAACUUCGCAAUGUGGUCAUGCAGCCAAUGAUUCUUCCCAUGGUGCUCACUAUUGCUGAAUCACAGGACAAAAAUGACUUUGAACUUUCAACAUUGCCAGCUUUGGUUCCCGUGUUGUCCUCAGCAGCAGGUGAAACAUUGUUGCUCAUGGUGAAACAUGCUGAACUUAUUAUCAACAAGGCCAGUCAAGAGCACUUGGUAGCACAUGUACUUCCAUUGUUAGUUCGGGCUUAUGAUGACCCUGAUGUCCGAAUACAAGAAGAAGUUUUACGACGGACAAUCCCCUUAGCUAAACAACUUGAUUUUCAGGUUAUGAAGCAAUCAGUUCUUCCUCGCGUUCAUGUUUUGGCACUUAAAACUACAGUUGCUGCAGUACGAGUGAAUGCAUUGCUAUGCCUGGGAGAGCUAGUACAGUGGUUGGAUAAGAGAUCAGUUUUAGAGAUAUUGCAGACACUACAAAGGUGUACUGCUGUCGAUCAUUCUGCACCUACACUAAUGUGUACUCUUGGAGUUACAAAUGCAAUAUACAAGAAGUACGAUUUAGAGUUUGCUGCAGAGCAUUUGCUUCCUCUACUUGCACCAUUACUGGUUGUACAGCAGUUGAAUCUUCAACAGUUUUCCAAGUACAUGCUCUUUGUAAAAGAAAUCCUUAGGAAAAUUGAAGAGAAACGUGGUGUAACUCUUAAUGAAUUGAAUCCUUCUACUUUAGAUACGAGUUCAACAUCAUCAGUGGGAAUGAAUGGGGUUCAUAUUGACUCCCUUAAGACAGAGGGUGUGGUCUCAGUUGCAGGAGGAAAAUCUAGCAGCUCCUGGGAUUCAGAAGAUUGGGGUUCAAUUACUAAAGGCCCCCAAAGCUUUAGUAACGCCAAUAUGUCUACUAUUAAUGGAAAUCCACUAUCUAACAUCUCAAAGUCUGGUUCUGUUCAUAAUAUCACUCCAAUGAAUGGAAUGCGAUAUGAUAGUUCUAUCUCUUCUACAUCCACAUCAUCUGUCAGUUCAUGUACACCAGUAGAUGUUCAGUGGCCACCACCAGCUCCUGCAACUACAGAAGCUCCAAAAAUAACUAACAGUCAACUUGGUUCUGCAACAUUUACAGACUUUGGAAGUUGGUCCUCAGGACCUAGCUAUGACCAUCAGGACCUUGCAAGCAAAAAAUCAGCAUCAAAUGGCAUGACUAAUUUUCAUCUUGAACCAGACCCUGCAGUUGAUGAUUUCGAUCCCUUUGCAGAUUGGCCUCCACGUACAAGUAACAAUAUCAAUAAUAAUUCAAAACAACAAAUUGGUAAUGCAGGGCCAAUGAGUAGUUCCAUUAAUGCGCAAGUUCAAAAUCCUUCUAGUUCACUGAACUGGUCAACCUUAAGUCCACAUAUGCCGCCCAGUUCCUUGGCUCUUUCAGCAAAUCAACAGCAGGCAGAUAUUGGGUCGAUAUUUUCAUCUGCUAGGAAUGAACCAGCAGUUUUGAAGAUUGCUCCACCUCCACCUUCUGGAGUGGGCAGAGGAAGAGGAAGAGGAAGAGUGAAAGUAAAAAGUCAAGUGCCUUCUAUCCAUUCUUCAGGGGGUAGUAAUUCAAAGCCACCUGUCGAUCAACCUCCACUUCUAGAUUUGCUUUAACUUCCAUGAACUGCUGCACCUGUAAACCGUUUUUAAGAGCUGCAAUAAUGCACAAGCAUAUAUUCUAUGGUAGAACUUGUUUUUGUGAGAGUUCUUUUAUUGACAAUUCUGCUUCAGUAUGUUGUGAGAGAAAUAAUAGGAAAAAAUUGCCUUUAUACAAGCGGCAAUCUUCAAAGUGAAGCCUUUUGAGCUAUAAGGCAUCGUGUAUUUUUAUACCAUUGUUCUAGAGCAUGCAGUCACUGUCUCUUGCCAUUGUAUUUUAUCAUCUUAUUCUUCAGGCUCUUAAUGCACAAGACGUGCUUCCAAGUAAGGUAUGUAAAUAAUGCCUUCAUUGUUAACGUUAUCAAUAGUUGGUAAAAUUUUACCAUGUUCUGCCAAAAUAAUUUCAUGCCUGGGGAGUCUUGUAACAAUAAUAUUAAACCAUAUGGAUAUUAUUACAUCAUCACGUUUAUUGUUCUUUUGUGCUUA